This is a messenger RNA of Patiria miniata (bat star), 3257 nucleotides long. It is a transcript of the gene nup93, whose product is annotated as nuclear pore complex protein Nup93-like. Gene Ontology annotation, biological process: protein import into nucleus; poly(A)+ mRNA export from nucleus. Gene Ontology annotation, cellular component: nuclear pore. The coding region runs from base 112 to 2595 and encodes 827 amino acids. The record is from RefSeq and is a predicted model, not a curated record. The transcript is spliced from 20 exons. Lineage: Eukaryota; Metazoa; Echinodermata; Asteroidea; Valvatida; Asterinidae. Gene Ontology annotation, molecular function: structural constituent of nuclear pore.
CUGAGCUGAACUAAAGAGGGCGCCAAUUAAGUGUGCGCGGUAAUUUACGACUAGUGUGGACGUUAAUUUUUUUAGUUCCGCUGAAUCUUGGAUUAAUCAAAGAAAGCCAAGAUGGAGGUGGACAGUUUUGAUGAUCUGUUACGGGAUGCAGAGCAGCUGACGGCCAAUGUGGACAGCGGAGGAGAGCUACCUAGAGUAGAGCGCAACCUCCAUCAGAUUAUGGAGACUAGCCAACGUCUGUGGACCAAGACAGCGCAAGUUGGCGUACCAGACGCUGCCGAUGUCAAAGCGUCAAUUCUUCUUGGCUCCAAGGGACUAGACGUGCCUAGGAUCUCCCAGAGACUGGAGACAUUGAGCGCUACCAAGACGUUUGAGCCACUGGAACCCAUCGCAGACACUGAUAUACAGAGUUUUCUGAGAAAUGAAAGAGAGAAUGCUGUUCUUGCCGUCAUCCAAGAAACCAAAAAGAAUACCUUACAACAGACAGAGAAGCGUUUCUGGGAGACCAUGCAAUCAGAGUGGCAGGAGCAGAGGCAGCGGAUCCUGAACGCCCUGAUCAGCUCAGGGGAAGACUUGCUAGACAUCGGUCCUGACACUGAGUCCAUGCUGAGUGAGACAGUAGCCAUGGAUGGCCGUAGUACCAUGGAUAGCGUGGAGAUGGCUUAUGCUAGACAGGUUUAUCUAUAUAAUGACAGAGUUGUGCAUGGCGGUGUGCGACCCAACCUGAUCCAGCUAUUUGAGCAAAUCAGCCUUCAGUUUGAAGAUAAGCGUGUGAGUGAGUUGUGGGCUAUGGUCAGAGAGAUGACGUCAGUACCGCUGAUAUCCACAGUCGAUACAGUGCAAGCUAGGAGCGCACAGGAAAUGCAGAUGGCGUUUGUACGACAGGCACGGAGCUACCUAGAAAACAGCUACCUGAAGUACAUCAGCACCAUUGUCGGAGAGAAUCUACAACGAGCCCAGGUCGGUGGCAUCCCAGGAACCUUCCAUCGAGUCCAAGGAUUUAUGAAAGUCAAACUGCCGCAUCCCGUCCCUGGACUUGAGGAUGGUGAAGUCAAUGGCCAGCCUGUAUGGCCUAUCAUCUAUUACUGUCUUCGCUGCGGAGAUCUCGAUGCCGUGUUGCAUGCCGUACAGAGAGCAGCUCAGGAUUUGGGUGAAUUUGAAGAAUACUUGAAGGAGUACAUGGAUAGUGAAGACAGAAGAUUGUCUCCAAACAUGCAGACCAAGUUACGGAUACAUUACCGAUCUAACGUCAGAAACAGCCCUGAUCCAUACAAAAGAGCUGUGUACUGCCUCAUCGGAUGUUGUGACACGACCGACAGUCAUUCCGAAGUCAUCAGUAAGACAGAGGACUAUCUCUGGCUCAAGCUGAGUCAAGUCAGUUUCGUUGAGGAGUCCGGCCCCAGUUCCUUGGACCGUCUGACCCUCCCACAGCUACAGACAACCCUGCUGGAGGAGUAUGGAGAGAAUCACUUCAGCGCUCAUCAAAACCCUUACCUCUACUUCCAGGUCCUGUUCCUCUCAGCUCAGUUCGAGGCGGCCAUUGAGUUCCUCUCUCGGUCAGAUCUGCGACUGCGCUGCCAUGCCGUGCACACAGCCAUCGUCCUGUAUGAGAUGGGGCUGCUUGUUUUGCCAGCAAAUAUCCAGACGCAAGUUUUAAGCAAGCAUUUGGAUGACCCGUCGCCCAUGAGGAGACUCAACUUUGCCCGUCUCAUCAGCAUGUACACAUCCAAGUUUGAGAAUACAGACCCCAGAGAGGCCCUGCAGUAUUUCUACUUGCUCAGAGGUCUUAAGGAUCACCAAGGAGAGAACCUCUUCAUCACUUGCCUGAGUGAGAUGGUGAUAGAGACCAGAGAGUUUGAGACCUUACUGGGCAAGCUGGGACAGGACGGGACCCGACGGCCUGGCGCCGUGGAUAAAUUCCAGGCCAACACUCAGCGGAUACUGGAGACGGUGGCCCGGGAUACGGAGGCUAAGGGACUGUUUGAAGAUGCCGUCAAGCUGUACGAUCUGGCCAGGAAUGCAGACAAAGUUCUUGAAAUCUUGAAUCGGUUGCUGAGUCCGAUUGUUGCAGUGCCUAAGAGUGGACAGUCCAACAGACAGCGGCUGCAGGCCCUAGCUGUGGCUAUUGCUGGACGGUUCCAGUCUCAGGCUGUCACCGGUAACCAGUCCAACACCAAGUCAUUCUACCUUCUUCUUGAUCUCAUGACAUUCUUUGAUGAAUACCACGGCAGAGAGCUCGAUCGGGCUCUAGAGACGAUAAAGACGCUACAGCUUGUGCCGCUCACUCCAGAGACAGUGGACGACAAAGUGAAUGCCUUCAAACAGUACACGGAUGAGGUGAGACGCAACAUGCCUGACAUACUGCUGGCCACGAUGAACAUCUUACAUACCAAGUACCGGAACACACGUAACACCACCCUGCAGAAUGCCCAGGGAAGACCCACGGCCCGAUCCGAGGAUGGUGGCAAGGAAUCGUACCUUGCUGAUCUGAGGAGGCAGGCCAAGUCUCUCAUCACCUUUGCUGGAAUGCUGCCUUACCGAAUGCCUGGCGACACCAAUGCAAGGCUGGUACAGAUGGAAGUACUCAUGAACUAAACGAAAGAAACCACCUUCACUCUAAUCUGAAUUCAGAAUAUCACAGCCAGAUUUUUUUUAACAAGGAUAGGACUUCAGAAGGUGCUGUCACUCCAUUGGCUCCAUAGCGGGGAUAAGAAGCGGAAUAAUGUUUCCACAAAAGGCCAUUGUUUUACGUGUUUUAUUGCAAAUUUUUUUGCACAAUUUCCAAGAAUCUUCCUGCAAUGUUAUGAGUUUGUAAACAAUGCUGUUAACUUCAUCACAGGAAGAUUUUGGGUACUUUUAAGUUAUUCAGAAUCCUGCGACUAUUUCUUGAUGCAACGGACCUAUUGCGGAUAAUUUUUUUGUAAUUUAAAAAUAUUUUGGCAAAAUUGUGACAAAUUAUCAAAGUAAAAGGACUCUUUAGGUACAGUUUGCAACAUGUUUAUGCACAUACAUGCAUGUUGGCGGAUAAAAUGUUAACGUUCUCAUGCUUUGGGAGAAAUACUUGGAGUUCAUGAUGGGAUUUGAAGUAAAUGGAAACUUUUGAGUAAGUUGAGCAUUACUUUUGUUCUCAUGCAACCUAUAGUUUAAAUUGAGAUCUUGUAGGAUCCAUUUCAUUGCUAAGAACUGAUACAAUUACUGGAAACAUGAAAUGUUUAUUUGGAGGAGUUUUGUAUCAAUAAAUUUUGUAUGUAAAAUGU